AUGAUCAUUUAUACAUAAAUUGUGGUGGUGAGCAAGUAUCAAUCAAUGAUAAUAAUUAUGAAGCAGAUUUGCAACCAGAUGGGGGAUCAACAUUUUUUCUAAGUGGCAAUAAAAGUUGGGCUUAUAGUAGUAUGGGAAUAUUCUCGGGAGCAGACCGCAACAACUACAUAGUACAAAAAACAUGCAAUAUCUCCAUGGUUGAUGCACCUUUAUAUAAGACAGCACGCGUUUCUCCAAUAUCCUUGAAGUACUAUGGAUUUUGUCUGAAAAAUGACGUAUACAUAGUGAAACUUCACUUUGCUGAAAUAGCAUGGGAAGUAAUGAAAAAUACGUCCAGCAAGGGAAGCGAGCCUUUGAUGUGGAAAUACAGGUAA
Messenger RNA from Ilex paraguariensis (yerba mate), 374 nucleotides. Lineage: Eukaryota; Viridiplantae; Streptophyta; Magnoliopsida; Aquifoliales; Aquifoliaceae. The record is from the annotation of a GenBank genome assembly.